This is a messenger RNA of Stegastes partitus (bicolor damselfish), 1737 nucleotides long. RefSeq names its product potassium voltage-gated channel, KQT-like subfamily, member 1.2 (gene kcnq1.2). Gene Ontology annotation, biological process: potassium ion transmembrane transport. The coding region runs from base 1 to 1737 and encodes 578 amino acids. Lineage: Eukaryota; Metazoa; Chordata; Actinopteri; Pomacentridae. Gene Ontology annotation, molecular function: voltage-gated potassium channel activity. The record is from RefSeq and is a predicted model, not a curated record. The transcript is spliced from 13 exons. Gene Ontology annotation, cellular component: voltage-gated potassium channel complex; membrane.
AUGGGGGAAAGACGGACGCGCUCCUUUCACACGACGUGCCACGUGCAACGGGACUUCGGCAGCAGGGUUGGGAGCUCCUUCAUAAGUUAUAGUCCCAAUGGAUAUGCCAGCACGAGCAUCAGCCUGGACCAGGAGGUGGAUGCUGACCUCGCAGCCUCCACUACGACCAGUAGUUCUGCUCUACGGGCUCCUGCACCUGACAGAAGCCACUACUCUCCUGUUUCACUGGAAUUGGACCCCACGGCGGUGAAUAAUGGAUCAGGCAUUCCCUGCUGUCCGCCAGCGGACACAAAGGACCCGGCGCUGCAGAUCAUACAGAGCCAGCCCUCUGUCAUCCCUGUCCCGCCGCCUCUUCCUCGUUCGAGCUGGCUGCGUCAUCAUCAAAAGGAUUUCCAGAGCCCUUACAUCAAGACUAGCAUGCAGGGGGAUGUUUACAACUUCUUAGAGAGACCUGCUGGACGAAAAUGCUUCCUCUACCACUUCCUUGUCUUCCUCAUGGUCCUGGUGUGUCUAAUCUUCAGUGUCCUGUCCACUAUAGAACAAUAUGCAGAAUUUGCCACUGGAACCCUCUUCUGGAUGGAGAUUGUGCUGGUGCUGUUCUUUGGCACAGAGUAUGUGGUCCGGCUGUGGUCGGCAGGCUGUCGAAGCAAAUAUGCAGGCAUCAAAGGACGCCUCCGCUUUAUCAGGAAGCCCAUAUCAAUCAUAGAUCUGAUAGUGGUCAUUGCCUCCAUCAUUGUGCUCGGUGUGGGCUCAAAUGGCCAAGUGUUUGCCACGUCAGCCAUCAGGGGCAUCCGUUUCCUCCAAAUCCUGCGCAUGCUGCAUGUGGAUCGACAGGGAGGAACGUGGAGGCUCCUGGGAUCUGUGGUCUUCAUCCAUCGACAGGAGCUGAUCACCACCUUAUACAUCGGCUUUCUGGGCCUGAUCUUUUCCUCCUACUUUGUCUACUUGGCGGAAAAGGAUGCUGUUGAUGAGGAGGGCAAGACGGGCUUCUCCAGCUACGCUGAUGCCCUGUGGUGGGGUGUGGUGACAGUCACCACAAUCGGCUAUGGAGACAAAAUUCCUCAAACGUGGAUAGGCAAGGCCAUCGCUUCCUGCUUCAGUGUCUUUGCCAUCUCCUUCUUCGCUCUACCUGCUGGUAUCCUGGGCUCAGGGUUUGCCCUAAAAGUUCAACAGAAGCAGAGACAGAAACACUUUAACAGACAAAUCCCUGCUGCAGCUUCGCUCAUCCAGACACUCUGGAGGUGCUAUGCAGCAGAAAAACCAAACGGCUGUGCUGUUACAUGGAAAAUGUAUGUCCUAACUCCAGAGGCCGUCGCCGCAGCGCAAUCUGGCAACGGCAGUCCCACCAUCAGGAAACUCAACAUAUCGAAAAAGGGGACCAAGAGAAGGCUGAAGCCCAGAGGAAACGGUGCUAUGGGCGUGUCCUCGGAGAGAGCCGUAUCCAUCCCUCAGAUAACAUACGAUCACAUCGAUGACUCUGUGGAGAAGAAAGAUGUCUCAUUUUUCCUCGAAGAGCCUCGGGCGACUGUUGAAGGAAUCAGUAGGAUGUUCCGGCAAACAGGCCCUCCUCAACAUUCUUGGUCAUCUUUCACUCUGAGCUCCCCUGGCUCUCCAGUAAAGAAAAACGUUGAUAACAGCACGUCUCUCGACAUCUCCCGCGCCAACAGCUUAACCGAUGAGCUCGACUACAUGACCGAGGACAUUCCCCUGAAUGUGGUGACGGACAAAUCUCAGUAA